Molecule: messenger RNA, 3105 nt
Organism: Indicator indicator
Lineage: Eukaryota; Metazoa; Chordata; Aves; Piciformes; Indicatoridae
Gene: ITGAV
Product: integrin subunit alpha V
Exons: 30
Coding region: 1-3105 (1034 amino acids)
Biological process (GO): integrin-mediated signaling pathway; cell adhesion mediated by integrin; cell-matrix adhesion
Cellular component (GO): integrin complex; external side of plasma membrane
Molecular function (GO): integrin binding
Source: RefSeq, a predicted model, not a curated record
AUGGCGGGGCUGUGGCUGCUGCUGCUGGGCGCUGCGCUGGUCCCGGCCGCCAGCACCUUCAACCUGGACGUGGAGCGCCCGGCUGUCUACUCGGGCCCCGAGGGCAGCUACUUCGGCUUCGCCGUGGAUUUCUUCGCUCCCGACCCAUCCUCGAUAUCUCUUCUGGUGGGAGCUCCAAAAGCAAACACCACUCAGCACAACAUUGUCGAAGGAGGCCAGGUGCUCAAAUGUAACUGGAAUUCAAACAGGAACUGCCAGCCCAUCAUAUUUGACUCCACAGGCAACAGAGAUUUUGCUCCUGAUGAUCCACUGGAAUUUAAAUCUCAUCAGUGGUUUGGAGCUUCUGUGAGAUCCAAAAAUGAUAAAAUUCUGGCCUGUGCCCCCUUGUACCACUGGAGAACGGAAACUAAGCAAGAGAGAGAGCCUGUAGGAACUUGUUACCUGCUUGCUGGAUCAAAAUCUGUGGAAUAUGCACCCUGCAGGUCAACCACUAUCGAUGCAGACGGACAGGGAUUUUGUCAAGGUGGAUUCAGCAUUGACUUUACAAAGGGAGACAGAGUGCUGCUUGGAGGACCUGGAAGUUUUUACUGGCAAGGCCAACUUAUUUCUGAUCGAGUGACAGAGAUUGUGGCUAAAUAUGACUCCAGAGUCUACAGCACAAAGUAUGAUGACCAGUUAGCAACCAGGCCUGCCAGUGCUGCUUUUGAUGACAGCUACUUGGGUUAUUCGGUGGCUGUUGGAGACUUCAAUGGUGAUGGCAUAGAAGAUUUUGUAUCAGGAGUCCCGAGAGCAGCAAGAACUCUGGGCAUGGUGUCUAUUUACAAUGGAAAAAACAUGUCUUCCAUGCACAACUUCACUGGGGAACAGAUGGCUGCCUAUUUUGGGUAUUCAGUGGCUGCCACAGAUAUCAAUGGGGACAAUUACACAGAUCUAUUUAUUGGAGCCCCUCUUUUCAUGGACCGAGGUUCUGAUGGGAAACUUCAGGAGGUCGGCCAGGUUUCCAUUUGCCUUCAGCGAGCUUCUGGAGGGUUUCAGAUCACAAAGCUGAAUGGUUUUGAGAUAUUUGCGAGAUUCAGCAGCUCUAUUGCACCUCUGGGGGAUCUAGAUCAGGAUGGCUUCAAUGAUAUUGCAGUUGCUGCACCGUAUGGUGGAGAGGACAAGAGAGGACUUGUCUAUAUCUACAAUGGAAGAGCAUAUGGGUUGAAUGCAGUCCCAUCUCAAAUCCUUGAAGGGCAGUGGGCCGCUCGCACUAUGCCACCCAGUUUUGGGUACUCGCUGAAAGGAGCCACCGACGUGGACAAAAAUGGAUACCCAGACUUGAUUGUUGGAGCCUUUGGUGUUGACACAGCUGUUUUGUACAGGGCUAGACCAGUUAUUCGAGUAAAUGCUGCCCUGGAAGUUAAUCCAACCAUUCUAAACCCAGAAAACAAAGCCUGUUCACUGCCAGAUGUCAAAGUUUCUUGUUUUAAAGUGAAGUUCUGUCUAAAAGCGGAUGGCAAAGGAAAGCUCCCAAAUUCACUCAAUUUCCAAGUGGAGCUGCUGUUGGAUAAACUUAAGCAGAAAGGAGCUAUAAGGAGAGCUCUGUUUCUUCACAGCAGACAGCCCAGCCACUCUAAGAACAUGACCAUUACCAAGGGGGGCAAGAUGAAUUGUGAAGAACUUGAUGCCUUUUUGAGGGAUGAAUCUGAAUUCAGAGACAAGCUAACUCCCAUUACUAUUUUUAUGGAAUAUCGUCUGGAUUACAGAACAGCUGCAGAUGCAACAGGACUGCACCCUAUCCUCAACCAGUUCACUCCUGCUAAUAUGAGCAGACAGGCACAUAUUCUGCUGGAUUGUGGUGAGGAUAAUAUCUGCAAACCAAAGCUGGAGGUAUCAGUGGAAAGUGAUCAGAAGCAGAUCUACAUUGGUGAUGACAAUCCCUUGACACUAAUUGUCAAUGCUCAGAAUCAAGGGGAAGGUGCCUAUGAAGCAGAACUCUUUGUCAUCGUUCCACCCCAAGCAGAUUUCAUUGGUGUUGUUCGUAACAAUGAGGCUUUAGCAAGACUGUCAUGUGCCUUUAAAACAGAGAAUCAAACUCGCAUGGUGGUCUGUGACCUGGGAAAUCCCAUGAAAGCAGGAACUAAGCUAUUAGCUGGCCUGCGUUUCAGCGUGCACCAGCAGUCCGAAAUGGAUACCUCUGUCAAGUUUGACUUGCAGAUACGAAGCUCCAACCUGUAUGACAAUCUGAGUCCAGUAGCAUACUAUCAGGCUGACCUUGCUAUUUCAGCAGCUGUUGACAUUAGAGGUGUGUCAUCUCCUGAUCACAUCUUCCUUCCUAUUGCAAACUGGCAGCCAAAGGAGAAUCCAGAAACAGAAGAUGAUAUUGGGCCUUUAGUUCAGCAUAUCUAUGAGCUGAGAAACAAUGGUCCAAGUGCAUUCAGCAAGGUGAUGAUGACUCUUCAGUGGCCUUACAAAUACAAAAACGACACGCUGCUGUAUAUUGUUCAGUAUGAAAUCGAUGGUCCCAUGAACUGCACUUCUGAUAUGGAGAUCAAUCCGCUGAAAAUUAAGAUUUCUGCUUCUAAAGAUGAUGACAAGAAUGAGACUCUUAGCAGGGAAGAUCAUCGUGAUCAUCAUAUCAGUCGAAGGGAUGUAACUGCCAUGGAAGGAGAUGUGCAAACUUUGGGCUGUGGAAAUGCUGAUUGUUUAAAGAUUGUCUGUCAAGUUGGCCACCUGGAAAGGGGAAAGAGUGCAAUAUUGUUUCUGAAAUCACGCCUUUGGACCCAAACGUUCAUGAAUAAAGAAAAUCAGAAUCACUCCUAUUCCCUCAAAUCAUCUGCUUCUUUCAGUGUUAUAGAGUUCCCCUAUAAGAACCUUUCCUUCGAAGACAUCCACAAUUCCACAGUAGUUACUACAAAUAUUACAUGGGGCAUUCAACCACAGCCUAUGCCUGUGCCAGUGUGGGUUAUAAUUUUGGCUGUCCUAGCAGGAUUAUUGCUCUUGGCUGUUCUAGUGUUCGUUAUGUACAGGAUGGGCUUUUUUAAACGUGUGAGACCACCUCAGGAAGAACAAGAAAGAGAACAGCUGCAACCACAUGAGAAUGGGGAAGGAACCUCAGAAGCUUAA